Homarus americanus (American lobster) is the source of this 8341-nucleotide messenger RNA. RefSeq names its product ATP-binding cassette sub-family C member 9-like (gene Sur). The transcript is spliced from 31 exons. Gene Ontology annotation, molecular function: ATP hydrolysis activity; ABC-type transporter activity; ATP binding. The record is from RefSeq and is a predicted model, not a curated record. The coding region runs from base 795 to 6821 and encodes 2008 amino acids. Gene Ontology annotation, biological process: transmembrane transport. Gene Ontology annotation, cellular component: membrane. Lineage: Eukaryota; Metazoa; Arthropoda; Malacostraca; Decapoda; Nephropidae.
CCUCUAGCGGGGUAAGACGUGCAACACAGCUCUCUUACUCACUCACACUCACUCACACGCACUCACUCACUCACUCCCACACUUUAUCUGUAUCUCACUCACGGUAUCCGGCAGAUGAGUGUCUCGACCGGCUGUCUCGCGGUUUCCUGUGGUGCGGGAGUCAACUUAGUGUGAAAUUUGAGUGUUAAUGCUGAACUACUUGCUCGGCCUGGGCACCCAUGGUCGACCAUACUGAGAGGCGGCAGAUUAUGACACGCCACUGUAUGACACACGUGGCUAUGACUGGUGCAUGACAGUUGCCUCAGGAUGGGAGCAGUGAGCUGUCAUGCGGGUGGUGGACGUGGCGUGACAACUACUGUCAUAACGAGAGCAGUGACAAUGUGUAAGGAGAUGCACCACUGCUACCACGUCUGACAGUGAAACAACGGUGAACAGUUUAAGUAAUUUAACAGAAUAUAAGACGUAAUAAGAAAAGUGUGGCUUAAUAACAGUGAAAUUAAUGAAUUGUGUCAAAUCUUGGAAGACAUUGAGAGUGUGACGUCAUUAAACAUAGUGAUGUAAAGUUUUCUUAUCUCUUAGUAAGAAUUAUUAACAAUUCCUGGAGGGAUUUAAGGUUUUUAUGGUGUACUUGAGUGUUUACUGGGUACUCGUGAAGCACUUUUAGACGGUUUAAGAUGUAAUAAUAAUUGGUGUAGUUACCCUUGAAAAAUGUUUCGUUUUCUAAACAGAUUAAUGAAAAAGUAUGGCAAGAUUAUUCUUUACAGUGAUGCUUCAGACGUGAUAUAACUCUUAAAAUGGAUAACACUUCAGGUUCAAGGGUCAAUUAUGGGUUACGGGGCAACAUAGAGUCAGAAGUGCCUCCCGGAGAAGAUCUAUUGACCUCGGCAACGACGGAGAUGGUUCUGAAGGAAUUCCUGUCGUCAGUGGGCAGGAGUAUGGCCGGACCUCAGCCGUCACGCACUGAGUAUGUCAACCUCACGGCCAUUAAGAUCAAAUAUGACGCCCUGGCUGCCCUCACUUCCACGCCGCCCACGCCCCUCCUCUCACUCUGCCUACCCGACACCCCUGACCUCCUGGCCAUGGGCGUGUGGAGCGCCUGGGCGUGGGUAAUGAUAACGGUGUUGUUGUGCCGCAGUUUAUGUACCCGCACCCCACCUUUCACCACGCCCAUACUCCUUCACGCCCACGUUCUCCGCACUCUUACACUGCUGGUCCUCACUCUGGUCCACGUAGCCGCAUGCGGGGAGGCGGGGCUGAGGUACUGGAGGUCCGCAUCACCGCACAUACUACUGGUGCCUGCCGCAGCUGCCGCCCUCUCCACCACCCUCAUCACCGCCGUGUUCUACCAUACUAUAGAGUGCUGGCGCUGUCCUGCCUAUAUCGUGGUGACGGUGGGCGUGUGGGCGUGUGGGGCGGGUGUGGGUGUGGUGAGAGUGCGGCAGAUAGUGGGCGUAGGCGUGCCAGAGUGGGCGGUGUACCCUGGGGUGGUGGUGGGCGGCCUAGUACUCACUGGCAUCAUGUUUAUCAUCGACCUGUGGACAUUACUGCGCUGGACAUACCGUCAACGACAUUCAGAAGUGCUGGAGAUCACCCCGGGAGCUGAGGAGGUGGGCGCGGGCGGCAUAGGAGGCACGGGGGGCGUGGGUAGCGCGGGUGUUACCUAUCGCCACCCAUUGGUAGGUCUGGCCACCCGUGCGACCUUCGCCUGGUUCCUGAAUGUGCUGAGGCUGGGCUGGCGGCGACCUCUGGAGUUCUCUGACUUCGGCAAGUUACCGAGGGAGGAGGAGGCUCGAUACCAGUACGACAGGUUCUUUAAGCAGUACCAGAGAGCUCAGGUCAACUCAAGCACUCCAGGUCAAGUAGGGUGGGAGGUCAGGUCACCGUCACUGUGGAAGGUGUUUGCCAGCAUCUACUGGAGGGAGAUGCUGGCUGGUGGAGUCUUUAAACUACUGGGUGAUGGAGUGAACGUCGUGGGCCCUCUUGCUAUUGGUCUCAUUGUCACCUACGUCACGCAGGUCCAGGAUGGCACUUUAGUUCAUCACGGUGUAGUGGUCAGCGAGCUGUACUACGUGGGGUGGAAGGAGGUGUUGAGGAACGGCUGGGUGGUAGCAGUGGUGGCCCUUGUAGCUGCCUUAGCACAGUCCACCUUCAGUCAGGCCUCUUCACACCUCGUGGCCAUGGAGGGUAUCCACGUGAAGGCCGCCCUCCAGGCCAUGAUCUACCGCAAGUCCCUCCGGUUAUCGAGUAGGACCUUGGCUGAAGAUCCCCCUGCGGCCACUGAGUCAACCACUACCGACGGGAACCCCAAAGCAGGUGUGAAGGUGUCAGGGGGCGGGACCAGAGGGAGUGUGGACGCCGGCAGUGUCAUUAACCUGAGCUCUGAGGACGCUGACAACCUUAUGACUUUCUUCAUGCACUGCCACUACAUCUGGGCCAUCCCUCUCAAGGUGAGCGUGAUCAUGGUGUUGCUGUGGGUACAAUUGGGCAUAUCUGCCGUGAUCGCUGCCGUGGUGGGGAUCCUGGUGUUGACGCCCCUCCAGUGUCUACUGUGUAAGAAGAUUGGUGCGGUGAAUAAGAAUUUUCUGGACGUGAGUGAUGACCGGCUUCGUCAGACACACGAACUAGUGACGGGGGUGAAGCUGGUGAAGGUGCAUGCCUGGGAGGACGUGUUCAUUAAGCGCAUCACCGCCGUCAGACACAAGGAACUCAAGCUCCUCCAACACGACUCUAUACUCAGAGCCCUUAUGACCUUCCUGACGCAGGGGUCGGGUGUGAUCGUGUGUUUGGUCACCUUCGGCCUCUAUUCGUGGCUAGAGUCGGCGGCACUAGAGCCAGCCAGGGUCUUCUCCGGCUUGGCACUCUUCAACCAGCUCACAGUGCCACUCUUCAUUCUCCCCAUCAUCGUCUCACACACCAUCACGGCCAUGAACAGCACACGACGCCUUCAGAAAUUCUUCAGUUCCCCGGAAGUAGAAGGACCUAAGACUCCAAAGACUCCUAUCACGUUGAGGAUCCCCCGAGGAGGAGGAGGAGGAGGAGGUCAGACUUCCCUAGGAGCCAAGCUGAACCUCAAGGAAAAUAAGUUACUGGAUGACAACAAGACGGUCAGGUUGUCUCAGGUCACCGAGGAGAGCAGGCCUACAUCAACGUGUUCGAUGGCGUCAACAGAAUCCAAGACCUCAAGCUCGACUUCAGCCAAGGAGAAGGUCGACCUCAACUCCUCCACCCUCAACAGCGACUCAGAGGAGGAGCUGGAGUUUGAGGGAUGGAAGAAGAGGAAGAAUGGUGGCGUCCGGAUGACAUCAGAGGAGCGUGAGGUGGCCGUGAGCAUACAGAGCGGCACCUUCACCUGGGAGCAUCGUGGCCACCUGACCGUCCUUGAGAAUAUCACGACCGAGAUGGCCACAGGAGGGCUGACGGUGGUGGUGGGAGGCGUCGGGGCAGGCAAGACCUCCCUCCUGCUGGCGCUGCUGGGGGAGAUGCAUACACUGAGAGGACAGCUACGGUGGACAGGGGAGAUGUCCGUGGCGUACGUGUCUCAACAUCCGUGGCUCAUGAACUCAACCCUGAAGGACAAUGUUGUGUUCGGCCGACGACUACUGAUGCGGCGGUAUCAGAGAGUCCUACAAGCCUGUGCCCUCACCCCUGACAUUGAGAUCCUUCCUGCAGGAGACCAGACGGAGAUAGGAGAGAGAGGCAUCAAUCUCUCAGGGGGACAGAGACAGAGGGUAGCCAUAGCCCGGGCACUGUACUCUAACGCCCGCACUGUAAUACUGGAUGCCCCCUUCUCCGCCCUGGACGUCGGGGUCAGCACUCAGGUGUGGGAGGAAGGUAUCCGUCAGCUUCUCCUGCGCCGCCGAAGGACUGUUAUCCUCGCUACCCACCUCACACACCUCACACGCCAGGCUGACAAGAUCAUCUACCUAGAGGGCGGCAGGAUCGUACUUCAAGGGAGUCCUGCGGAGGUGUCCAAGGCGUCCCCAAGGCUGUGGCAGGAGUGGGGGGCCAAGGAGGGCGUGGUGGCUGUAGGAGGGGAGAGCAAAGGACGCCUCGAGGGACGUACUGCCAUGGAGAGGUGGACACUCCUUCGUCUGGUGACCCGCAUCACUAUACAGAGGACCUCAGUGUGUAGAGACGUGAGGAGGGAGAGUGUGGAGGAGAACAAGGAGGAGAACUACGGCCAACAUACUCUCGAUAGUCGACUCAUGAGGCAAUACAGUGUUAACCGCCACGUCUCCCACAAUGCCCUGCUACCUGGUGACGAGUGUGAGUACCUACCAGCACUCACCCCGCCACUCUCUCGUCACUCCUUCCACCACACGCACUCACCCAAACUCCAGCUCUUCAGAAUUAAGUCCAGUGCUCCAGCCUUUGGUCGUAAGUCAUCACAGUUCCAGCGAGCACGACUCCCUCGCCACGCCAAGAGUCUGCCCCCCCAACCACGCCCCCUACCCCGGAUGAGGUCCUCCCCAGCCGUGGUACCUCAGGGGAACAUGCUACACAGGCUCUUCUCCAACGCCUCUAUCAAGACCUCCAAGUGCCCUAGCACCUCGGGAACAGACAAAUGGCACCUCGGCCGUAUCCUCUCCUCCUCCAACAACCUGGGAGACGACUUGGAGGAGGACCUAGAGCUGGAGGAGGAGGUGCCCCUUGAGGAGGAAGUGGAGGACGGGCGCCUGAUGGGGGAGGAGGACAGAGAGAGAGGACGAAUCUCCAAGUGGAACUACAUGGUGUACCUGAAGGCGUGUGGACUCGGUCUCGGCUUGAGCUACCUCUUCUGUGCCUUUGUUGGUCAGGGAGUCUCCGUGGGGCUGGACUUAUGGUUGAAGAACUGGUCGGGUGAGGCCAGGUCCUGGAACACGACGGAACUCAGUAACUGGCAGGCCUUCAGGGACUACCAGACACAGAGGGACGAUGACACCGUCGGCAGGAGGAGGACCUUCAACAUAGACCCUCACGUUCUGCACAUCCGAGAGAGAUACAACGCCUUUAUCGUAGAGACGAUGCACUACUACUACCGCAUCUACGCCAUCCUCUCCGUGGUAUCCAUUCUCUUCUCCCUCUCCACCAAUCUCCUGGGCCAGUUCGCUGCAGCUCGGGGUAGGAAGUGUCUCCACCAGAAUAUGUUGGAGAACCUCAUUCAUUGUCCCAUCAGGUUCUUCGACACCACCCCCGCUGGCAGGAUCAUGAACCGCUUCACCACAGACACCGCCAUGAUUGAUAAGGAGCUGGCCAGGUCGUUGACACAUCUGUUGUUCUUUGUGUUGAUGGUCGCGUCGGCGGUGCUGGUGAACGUGGCCGUCACUCCCUACUUUUUAGCCGCCGCCGUCCCCAUCUGCGCCCUGUACUAUGGCGUUCAAAAGUUCUUCAGGUGUUCCUCAAGAGAGCUGAAGCGCCUGGAGAGCUUGUCACGGUCGCCUCUCUACAGCCACCUGAGCGAGAGUGUCGGCGGGGCGGUGGUGAUCAGAGCUUAUGGGGACCAGCGUAGGUUUACAGACGUCCUCCUUCACCGCCUCGACACACACCUCACAGCCUUCACCCUCCUACAUGCCGGGAACCGCUGGCUGGGGAUAUGUCUGGAUUACAUCGGCGGGUUAAUCGUGUUCUUCGCCACCUCCGCCUCACUCCUCUACUCCACCGUCGCUAGCCACAAGCUCGGUCCCGCUAUGGUCGGUCUGGCCAUCAACUACACGCUGCUGGUGCCCGUCUAUCUCAACUGGGUAGUGAGGUUCUUAGCUGAUACUGAGAUGUGUCUUAAUGCAGUGGAACGCGUCCAACACUACGCCUCCUUACCGCGUGAAGAGAAGACCUGUCGCAGCACCGUUAAUGAGACUGUAGAGACAUUGCCUCACUACCGUCGACGAACCAGCCAGAUGAGUCAUAGAUCCUGGAGGUCUAGGUCAUCGUCUGAGUCAGGGUCAAGUAGGAGGUCAUCAGGGUUACCUCCCGGCUGGCCCUUGGAGGGUAAGGUGGAGUUCCGUGAUGUCACAUUGACUCAUGACCCCAGCCUUGACCCCGUGCUGACCGGCCUCAACUUCACCAUCAAGCCCGGAGAGAAGGUAGGGUUGUGUGGCCGUACAGGUAGCGGGAAGAGCUCAUUAAUCCUGAGUCUGUACCGCUUGGUGGAGGCUCGUCACGGCACCAUCCAGGUAGACGGCACUAACAUACAGCACGUGCCUCUCUCACUGCUCCGUGGCUCUAUCUCAGUCAUCCCGCAGGACACCCACCUCUUCUGCGGCACCCUCAGGUUCAACUUGGACCCAUUAGGACAGCGGCCAGACGAUCACCUGUGGAAGGCGCUGGAGGUGGCCCAGCUCCAGUCACUGGUGUCAGAGAUGCCCGAGGGUUUAGAGACCCAAGUGAGGGAAGGUGGCAGUAAUUUCAGCGCCGGACAACGUCAGCUCUUCUGUGUGGCGAGGGCAGUACUGAGGCGCUCCUCCCUCCUCAUACUCGACGAGGCUACUUCCGCCCUCGACACCUCCACCGAGAAGGCUCUCCACCACGCCCUCCACACCGCCUUCGCCCACGCCACUGUCAUCACUAUAGCACACGGGAUCAGCAGUCUCCUAGAGUAUCCCCGAGUACUCGUCUUAGAAAACGGGAAACUCGUAGAAGAUGGGAAUCCUCGAGAACUUGCCAAGAAUGUAGGUGGAGCGUUCGCCAAACUUCUUGCAAAUGCGAAUGACAACACAAAUGAAGAUGAAUCGAGUAAAAGAAAGAAAAAAUGUAAGGAGAAUGAGAAUAAGACAGACCGAGUAGAAAAUGGAGGAAGAAUACGACUCCAAGAGUAUAAAAGCCAAAAAAAAACAGUAAAUAUCUAAUAAAAACCUGAGAUUAUUUUACCAGUGACUAAUUUAAGUGACGGUUCUAUAAACAAACGACCAUUACACUUUAUUGUGAUAGAGUUAAAACAAAAGACAAAUAAACUGUGAUGUUAUUAUAGUCAUUAUUGAACAAAGUAUCGUAAAAUAAUGAUACGAUACAGAACACUGAAUAAAUAAUUAAGUAAUACCUAGAAAACUUGGAAGGAACUGAACCCGGUGUUAGUGAUAUCGGUAACGCAUUGAAUAGUAUUGUAUAAAUUAUUUGAUGGUACUGAGAAGAGGUAGUGAUUAUUUACAGUUUUUCAAUGAUAAAUUUAUUGGAAAGUAAAACCCACUGACGAACAUACUGUAAGUUGGUGAUGAAUAAAGGUGAAAUAUAUAAGAAAUGAAGUGUAGGACUAUGAAAACUUCUGAGAAAAUAAGUCAGUAAAUCAUUAUUAAUCGUGUACGCUGAUUUGACCUUAUUUGAGUCAAUACAAUGACUUAUGUGAAGGCAAUUGACUUCUACAUUUAAGUACCAGUAUAUUAAAUUAGUCCUAGCAAGUGACAUCCAUUUAUAAGAGUUUGUCCUCAAAUUUAAACAUAGAAAACGAUUUUACAAUAUGUAGUGGUUUUUAUGGGAAACUGAAGUAAAACCAGUGCUUGUAGAACGUGUCCUUUUAAGGUUCUAUGUUCUUUUGUUCCCACUCACACAAAUAAGACCUUUGAAAAGUCCACUGAACCUUGGAAACAUGAGAGCAGAAAGAACCAAUGACUCAUAUCAGAACUAGUGCUUGAUAAAUCUUUCCUUUGAGGUUGUAAGUUCCCGUGAGAACGAAAAAAACUCCAGGGUUCAAACUCUCAACAUAAGAUGGUUACCUGACAGAUGUGAUAGAUAAAAGGAAUGUAUUUAUUGUCUCAUUGUCACGUGUUUCUGUGUAUUCUUGACUUUGUGUUGUACGUUCCUUUGUCAUAUUAGCGUUAGCUGAAAAGUGAUUCCAGAUACCAUCAGUUAAAAUGCACAUUAAACCACCAUCAAUUAUCUAAUGUUUUCGAUAUUGUCAGCUGAAAUACACAUUAAACCAUCCUUUAGCUGAGCUUAAUCUAGAUAAAUCAGCUAAAAUUCACUUUAAACUAAUUUAGCUUUUUUAUCUCGCUCGAGUAAUUUAAAUAAGAUAAGCUGAUACUGCGCUAUAGACCUGCGCAGACUGAGAAUUUAAUGCCCUCUCAGCUCAAAGGUUGUGUCAUUUGAGGGGACAGUUUUUGUGACGCUGAGAAUGAUGUAUGUAAAGCUGUGAAUAUUUUACCUCAUGUAUGUACACGAUUGAACACACACACACACACACACACACACACACACACACACACACGACUCAUUUAAUCAUAAAAAUUUGUAUAUAUAAACCUUAAAAAACAGCAAUGAAUUUAUAUAGCACUACUAAAUGGCUGUAAUUUUCAUUUUUCAUCCAAAUUCCACCUUUUUAUCAUAUAUAUGUAUAAAUCAUAAUUCUAUUUGUAUAUAUAAAUUGUUAAAUGAA